AUGCCGACCAUCCUCCUCCUCGGCACCUGCGACACAAAAUGGUCCGAACUCCUCUACCUCCACUCCCAACUAACCUCUAACCCCUCCAUCUCCGUCCUUCUCAUGGACGUCGGCCGCGCCGCCACCUCCUCCCCUCUCAUCAACAUUCCUCAUCCCAGCCUCAACAACAACAACAACAACAACAACAAAACAAUCGACUACACCCAACUCUCCCGAAACGACUACAUCCAAACCAUCACCCACCAAUCCACCCCCACCGUCACCGACCUCUACCACCAUGGCAAAAUCCACUCCAUCCUCGCCAUCGGCGGCAGCUGCGGCACCACCAUCGCAACCGCCAUCAUGCGCGAUGCCCUCCCCAUCGGCUUCCCCAAACUCAUGGUCUCCACCAUGGCCUCCGGCGACGUGGGGCCCUACAUCCAGGAAACAGACAUCACCAUGAUGUACAGUGUCGUCGAUGUAGCGGGUACAAACAGCAUCUUGAAUAGAAUUCUCCGCAAUGCAGCGGCUGCAGGGACCGGCAUGGCCAUAUCAUACUGCGACUACCUUACCUCCGAGACUACCAUCGCUACAAACGGACAUACCAAGAUAAACUCGGAAGACGAAAAGAAAACCAAAAUCGGCAUCACCAUGUUCGGCGUAAUCACCCCCGCGGUCACCCAAAUCCGCAGCUACCUCGAAUCCCACCUCCCCAACCAAUGUGAAAUCUACGUUUUCCAUGCCACCGGCUCGGGCGGAAAAGCCAUGGAGCGCCUCAUCCGCGAACAACAACUCGACGCCAUCGUGGAUCUGACCACCUCUGAGAUCGUGGAUGAGCUCGCCGGUGGGGUAUUAUCCGCCGGACCGGGCAGGUUAGAUGCCGCUGCGGAGAGGGGCAUCCCGCAGGUAGUGAGUGUGGGGGCAUGCGAUAUGAUUAAUUUCGGGACGAAGGAUACAAUUCCCGAACGGUUCAAGGGGCGGAGGAUCUAUGAGCAUAAUCCGACGGUGACGAUUGUGAGGACGGAUGAGGAGGAGAAUCGACGAGUCGGGGAGUUUAUUGUGGGGAAGUUGAGGAAGGCGAAGUGGCCCGGGAAUGUGGUGGUGAUGUUGCCCACUGGGGGAGUCAGUAUGAUGGAUGUUCCGGGGAAUGAGUUCUAUGAUGGGGAUGCGGAUGAGGUGUUGUUUGGGACGGUGGAGAGGGGGUUAGAGGGGUCGGGGGUGAGGGUUGUGAGGUGUGAGGGGGAUGUGAAUUAUAUUAGUUUUGAACUGAAUUUAGGUUACUACUUAAUUGCAUAUCUCAAUGUUGGUGCCGCCGGAGCACCAAUGGGGUAA
Molecule: messenger RNA, 1311 nt
Organism: Aspergillus niger
Lineage: Eukaryota; Fungi; Ascomycota; Eurotiomycetes; Eurotiales; Aspergillaceae
Exons: 3
Coding region: 1-1311 (436 amino acids)
Source: RefSeq, a predicted model, not a curated record